Argiope bruennichi is the source of this 4277-nucleotide messenger RNA. RefSeq names its product monocarboxylate transporter 10-like. The transcript has 9 exons. Lineage: Eukaryota; Metazoa; Arthropoda; Arachnida; Araneae; Araneidae. Bases 545 to 2101 code for a protein of 518 amino acids. Gene Ontology annotation, molecular function: monocarboxylic acid transmembrane transporter activity. Gene Ontology annotation, biological process: transmembrane transport. The record is from RefSeq and is a predicted model, not a curated record.
GUGCAUGUUUUAAAAGAGCACCGGUCGAGGUUGUUCAGAACGGAAGACGAUACAUUCCAACUGUGUGAAGACUGAACUGCAAGAGAAACGUUCGGAUGCAACAAUAUUUGUAAACAAAUGUUGGAAGAUUUUUCUGAAAUCUAAAACGAUUUUUUCUCCUAAUCGUUUGGCACGAAAACGUCCUUGGUACGUCCCCGAAGCGGAGGGAAGGAUUCUCUCUCGACUAUAAUCUGUAACAUCGGCGUUGAUUGACAGCAGAUUGUGGUAAUCGUUUGGUUUAUUAUUAUAUUUUUUUUUGCUCUUCAUCCUGCUUAGGUUUUCUGGUAGUUACUCUCCUUUCGACAGCAGCAUCAUGACAGAAUUACAGCUCAAUAAAGAACGUGUCAUCAAAAAUAACAAAAACACUUCUUCAUAUUAACGAGUUAAACGUCCCCGUUCCUUUUUCUCGACAGAGUAGCUCAUUCGGUGGUUUCGCUUUAUAAAAAGGUUUUCAUUACUUUGCCAAACGAUUUAUUUAUACCUUGUCUGCUCGUCUUUGAAGUGAAUGGGGAAGACCGGCGUAAAGAGCAGUCCCACGCGGCCUGACCAGCUGCUGGGGUCGGCCGAGGAAAACUCUUUGAAGUUGGAGCCCUCUCGGAACAGGGCUUUCACGCCUCCCGAUGGGGGUUGGGGCUGGGUGGUGUGUCUAGCCUCUUUCUGGACGAACGGGACCAUCUUCGGGGUCAUGAACUGUUUUGGAGUGCUUUAUGUCAAGUUGAAGGAUAAGUUCGCCGAAACUCACGAAGAAGCAGCCUUUGUCACAUCAUGGGUCGGCUCCGUGUCCAUAGGGAUGACAUUCCUCUUGUCACCAGUGGCCAGCAUUUUGACAGACAGAUUGGGCAUCCGGACGACGUGUUUCAUAGGAGGACUCAUGGCCACAAUCGGUAUGCUGCUAAGCUCUUUUGUGACCAGUCUGGAGCUUCUGUAUUUGACGUACGGCGUUCUACUAGGCUCGGGAGCAUCUCUCGCGUACACCCCUUCCCUGGUAGUGCUGGGCCACUACUUCCACAGGAGGCUGGGCUUCGUGAAUGGACUCGUCACUGCGGGCAGUUCAGUCUUCACCAUGAUCAUGCCUCUUCUCCUUUCUCACCUCCUAGACACAAUUGAAUUGUCCGCCACCCUACAGCUUUUAUCCUUGAUGAUGGCUUCUCUAAUGCUGUGCGCCGUCACCUUUCGUCCACUUAUUGUGCAACACCAAAGAAUCUCGGAACAAGCGGAACACUCGUCAGAAGAAAGUCUGCCCAAAGACAGCUGUCUGGAUCUCACCAUUUGGAGAAACCGGAAGUACCUUCUGUGGGUGUUCGCCAUUCCCACCGCCUUAUUCGGAUAUUUUGUGCCUUACGUACACUUGGUUCAACAUGUGAAAGACAUCCUUCCUAGUGCCAAUGGGGAAAUCCUCGUCACAUGCAUCGGCUUAACAUCGGGAGUCGGCAGGAUCAUUUUCGGAAAACUAGCAGAUUUUCCAUUCAUUAAUAGAAUCAUGUUACAACAGGUUGCAUUCUUAUCCAUUGGCAUUCUGACGAUGGUUCUGGUGGUCGCUCGCCACUUUGUCCUGCUGGUCAUCGUAUGCCUGUUCCUGGGAUUGUUCGAUGGAUGCUUCAUCUCACUGCUGGGCCCGAUUGCCUUCGAUGUCGUGGGACAGAAAGGUGCUUCCCAAGCCAUUGGAUUCCUUCUAGGAUUCUGUUCCAUUCCUCUCACUGUGGGACCACCUGUUGCAGGCCUUUUGUAUGAUCACAUGAAGAACUAUAAUGUAGCAUUUCUCCUUGCUGGUGUUCCGCCUAUCGUAGGUUCCUUGUUGCUGUGUCUCAUUCACAGAAUACGCCAAGCACCAGAAGAGUCAUUAGAUGAAGAAAAAGCCAAAGAUGAACAUAAAAAAUCAGUUCCUGAUCUCAUUCAAUCAAAUGGUAACAUGUUAGCUGAAAUAGACUUUCUGUUUACAGAUAUUGUGAUAAAAACCCAAGAAAAAAUGGCCCUGAAAAGUAGCACUACUGAUGAAAUCAAAGACAGAGAGCAUUCCGAUGAGACAACUCAUUUGAAUCCUGCUCCACAAAAUGCUAUUUGACUGGAAAAAUAGAUGACAAAUUAUUUUUCUCUUCAUCAUAGCCGUGGUAACAGAGAAGUCACAGAAGCUGUGGACAUCUGUUGCCCAAAAUUGUGUUCGUUUACUGUACCAUGACAACCGAAUUGUUAUUGUAUUUGUUUAACUUAAAUAUUGCUCGUCCAUCUGGCGUUCGGCUUCCUGUUGUUAAGGAAACGGAUGCAAUCUAUUAUCUUUUAAAGGCCAUUUAGCUAUAUAUAAUUGUCAAUUGUUUCCUUAUUAUUAUAUGUGGUGUUGAAAAUUCAACAGUUUGCUAUUAAAAAUUUAAAAUUAGCUACUGAUUCUUAAUUAUAGUAAAUUUUAAAUAAGGUUCGAUUUCGCUUAGCUUGUGGAUUUAUUUAUGAAAUAUAAAGGGUUCUUGAUAUUUCUGUAAUUUGAAACUCGUUUUAAGAAAAGAAAUUUAUUUAUCAAAUAGAUAUUUUAUACAAAUAUGAUGUUGUACUGUUUAAUAUGUACUUUUAUUUAUCCUUUUAAAUACUUGAAGAGUUCAGUUAAAAAAAGAAAAAAUAUGAACAAUAUAUUCGAAACUUUACCAUUCUUAUGUAAACCAUUCACAGACAAUAAUAAUGGAAGUACGUUGUACUACAAAAGCAAGAAUGUGCUCGUUUUCUUAAUAGUACAUGCUUAACUGAUAUGAUGACCAUAUUAACUAUUGCUAAAUUUAUUAAGUUUCAGAUAAUUGUUAGACUGCCAUGUUAAUAGCAAUAAAAUAAAGUUCUCUAUUUUAAAAAGGUAUAAAUAUAAUUUUUACUCUUUUGAAAAAUUUUUAAUUUGUGUGUUAAUAUUUUCAAUACUGCCAGUUUUUCCAAGCAAAAAUUCUUUUGUUUAAACUCACUUUUUGAAGGAUUGUAAAAUUGUUUACAGAAAUUAUGAUUAUGAUUAUGCAUUUACAAUGUAGCAUUAUAACAUUUCUAGAAUGUUUAGUAUUAUUUCUGGUAAUUCAGAGAUUUCUAGUUAAAGCAGGAUGAAAUGUCAUUUACUAAAAUUCUCUGACAUAUGAAAGGCUAUAUUUAUAUUUAAAAAAGGAACAACUGCUAUGAAAGAUUGAUAGUUUUGCAUUGCAAAGAUGCAACUGGACAAAGCAAUUAUAUAUUUGUAAUUCAUAUUUUUAAUUAAAUAUGACUAUUUUUUCACACAGUAUGUAAAUAUAAUAUUUAUUUUCUUGUCAGUGCUCUUACUUUUGUUUAAUUAUAUUUUUAAUAUUUUAUCUUUUUAAAAAUUUAGUUUUCCAAACAUGAAUCAGCCCACACUAAAACUUAAAGCAUAUACUACCACACUGAAAUGAAUUCUGCAAUACAAAAAAAAAAGUAGGUCAAAUUUCAAUCAAGUAAUACAGAAAAACUUCACUCUGUAGUUAAAUAAAUUACAUGAAUUCUAUAGUUGGAAACAAAUUUGUCAUUGUCUGUUUAAUGAUGCCAUGAUUGAAAUAUAGAAAAUUAAAAGAAUUAGUUCUUUUAGCUAAAACAUUCUUGCCAUUAUAGUCCGAUCUACAAUAAUAACUGAUGCGCACAUGAUGAGACAGACAAGGUCCAAAUGAUAUAAAAUAAUUAUUUAAAAGAAGCGAAACAUUUAUAACCAUAAUUAUUUAGAAGAACAGAUAAAAGAAAAUUUAUCAUAGCAAUCCAUUAAUUUUAAAAAAUAGAUUCAGAUAUGUACAACUCAUUUAAAAAAUCAUCUUGUGUUUCUCCUUUUCAAACAUGCAAGCAAUAUUAUUUAUGAGUCGAUAAAUUACAUAUUAUUGAUUUCUUCUUUAAUUAUUCAUCUAAAGCAAUUUCUUUAUUUGUGCAAACUUCUAAUGGAAAACUUAUAUUUGGUUAUCUUCGUAGAAAUAAAAUCAAAAUUUGUAUCAUUAAAAUAUUUAUUUCACAUAUAAUAUUUCUUUGUGAAAGGUUAAAAUAAAUUUAUUUUAACCUAAUUAGAUAAUCUAUGCAAUUGUAUAUAUUGCAAAAUACAUUUUUUUCUUUCAAAAUUAUGUCAAUGAGUGACUGAUGCAGAUAAUCAUUGAAGAUUUGAUCACUGAAUUUCAGCAGGUGUAGCACAGAAAACCCAAUAUAUUUUGUAAGUAAACUGUAUGGAUGCAAACUUUGAUCUAUUAAAAAUGUUUUUAUAUUUAUUUCAAUAAAUAUGCUAUUUUUAUGUU